Hibiscus syriacus is the source of this 627-nucleotide messenger RNA. RefSeq lists its product as uncharacterized. The transcript has 4 exons. Lineage: Eukaryota; Viridiplantae; Streptophyta; Magnoliopsida; Malvales; Malvaceae. The coding region runs from base 1 to 627 and encodes 208 amino acids. The record is from RefSeq and is a predicted model, not a curated record.
AUGGCCGACGUUUUAGACGACGGAGAGUUCUGGCUUCCGCCCCAAUUUUUAACCGCCGAUGACGAAGUUAAGACUACGACCAAUACCAAGAAUCUUAAAGACGGUGAGGGUUUGUUCCCCUACGAGUUCAUCGGCGGGUUUGGUUCUUUUGGGUUUUCUUCGGAUCUAAGUUCUCCCGUUGAGUCCGUUCUUGGCUCUACCAAAACAGAGAGUGAUGGGGAAGAUUACCUCGCUGUGUUAACUCGUCAAAUGGCUCAUUCCACUGUCAUAGAUGAUUCCCUCCGAAUAGACCCCACGGAUGAUUCUUGUCCAGUUCGCCGCAAUCGACCAUAUGUUCGUUACCGGGCGUUUGUGGUUGGAAGUAAGGGUCUAGCCGUGGGAGUCCAAGCUGUCAAUCUCGGGUUUCAUCACCGCCGGCAACAUGGAACCUCCUCUCCAAAACCUUCUACGAAACUCGAUGCUUCUGUCUUUUACCCUCAACAAUCACUUUAUCAUAAUAAGCUGCGUACCACUCGUUUUCAGCAACUGAAACAAGAUCAGCUAAUGAAACAGCAAGACUCGUUGGGUGUGGGGAGGAUUGAAGCAGCAGUAGAAGCAAGUAGUCCAAAACAGAGGAAGGUAUGGUAA